Molecule: messenger RNA, 2734 nt
Organism: Cimex lectularius (bed bug)
Lineage: Eukaryota; Metazoa; Arthropoda; Insecta; Hemiptera; Cimicidae
Product: suppressor of lurcher protein 1-like
Exons: 13
Coding region: 126-1973 (615 amino acids)
Cellular component (GO): plasma membrane
Source: RefSeq, a predicted model, not a curated record
CACGACAGCAUACCCGAUACCACCCCAUACCGUUCGAUGCCGUACCUCUCUCGUAAUCGUCGGCCAUGCAUGCGCCAUGAAGGAUGAACAAGAACUGACUUUCCACAAAACAUUUUAAAAGUGGCAUGGAGGUCUGGCUGAUUUGGUACAUGGUUCUGGGAUUUACAUUGGUUUUCUCAAGCCACGGUCUUAAUCCAGCCUGUGAAUGCCUCAUCUACAGUGCGACAUACGGGAAAGAAUAUGGAAGAUUCAGCAGUCCGGACUACCCGAGGACGUACCCGGACGACAUCGAUUGCCUCCUUUAUACUUUUAUAGCCGGAUCGACAGAAAUCGUGGAAAUCAACUUCCGCCAUUUCGACCUCCAUCCAUCACAAGAUGGGUGUUUGGAAGGAGACUACAUUCGAGCUUAUUUGGAUCUGGACAGAGCCCAUCUCACAGAUCUCACUGAAGCAACUGGCAUCUUGUGCUCGGCUGUUCAAAGUUUUCCUCAUUUGCUGUACAGUUCCGGACCUUUCUUAGUGCUCGAACUUCAUACAUCUAAGAGACCGAAAAACGCAAACUACUCUGGCUUCGUCGGCACCUUCAGAUUCAUCGAUACGAGCAAGUACUCCAUGCCAGGGAGCAGUUUCGGUACCUGCGACUACCAGAUCAUACAAACUGGGAAAUCAGGACAGCUGUAUUCGCCUAGAUAUCCGUCCAGCUACCCGAGAAACAGCAGAUGCACCUACACCAUUUCAGCGAGAGACGGAGGCAAGGUGCGGCUCGCUUUCGAAGAAUUCGACCUCCAGAGAGGAGACCACCCAUGCCUCACGAGGGAAGACGUACUGAGAAUUCACGACGGCCCGAGUCCGCUAUCUCCGGUCAUUACAAUCCUUUGCAACCAAGGCUCCAACGCUGAAAUUAUAUCGUCCGGAGAUACACUGUACUUAGAAUUCUCCUCCACUUCUCAUUGGCCGGGGCAUGGUUUCCACGCAAAUUACUACUUCGUUCCUAGAACAGAGAUUCUUGAAUACAGUGGGAUUGGGCCAGCAGUUAGCGCAACGCGAUCUAGUUGCGAUGUGAAGCUGAGCAGCGAGGUGACAAUUAACGGGAGCAUCACAUCGCCAGGAUUUCCAGGACAUUAUCCUCCGGGUACUUCCUGCCAGUACGAAUUCACAGCGACUGGGAGGCAAAGAGUUCAGUUGGUAUUCACUGAUUUUUCCCUUUUCAUGCCAGCGCAACAGCCUAAAGACUGCGAAGGGGUGGAUUCAGUUGUCGCCUACGUCGUCCUGGACGGGAGGGUGGAGAAGAUCGACAGCUAUUGCGGUGUAACCGUCCCCAGGCCGAUCAUGUCAAACGGUCCAAGGCUUCUCAUCCACUUUAUAGGCGUGCACUCUUCCCGUCACGCACGAGGGUUCAGAGCCAAAUAUCUCUUCACGGCCAACUUUGGCAUCAGCGGAGGUGAGCAAGUCGACGAUAAGCCUUGCGCAUUCAGAUACCGUUCCACGGUUGCCCAAACGGGUCAUAUCACUAGCCCCAACUUUCCCGGAUUGUAUCCGAGGGACACAGAGUGCCACUACUUCUUUCACGGCUCAACAAACCAAAGAUUGCGGCUUACUUUCAACUAUUUUGACGUCGAGGGAGUCCACCCGUGUGAUUUAGCCUCUGCCAGUGACUACGUCGAGUUUUCCAAUUUUAUGGGCCUUGAUCGCAAAUACACCAGGCAGUGCGGGCAGAUGGCAUCCGGCCUGGUUGUCGAGUCCGAACGCAAGUUUUUCCGGGUAACUUUCCGCUCCAACGAUCGACUAGACGGAACUGGUUUCAAUGCGACUUAUCAAUUUGUAGAACAGCCGACACUACCGCCUACAACUGUUCUACCGGCCAGUAGAUCUACAUUGGGUAAGUCGCUACAAAUAUUCGAAAUCGAAAAAAAAAUUUUACAUGUACAUUCAGAAAUUUUUAUUUUUGACCUAAAACACUUUUUUCUCAAUUGAUCAAUGAUUAUAUGUAUAAGUCGGAUUUUGCAUAUCCACGUAAUAUUUAAAAAUGAUGACAUUACCUCACUAAACUCAAAUGAUGAUGGGUAAACAUAGCAUGUUUUGCAUUUUGCCUACUGAAAAUUAAUUCAAAGCAAUCGAUGUGACAAAAUGCUGAUAAUUAAAAAUUAUAUACUACUCAGCCCCCUUACCUAUUUACAUUUACCCUAAAUUAUGUUUUUAACGUAUCAUCAUUUUGUAAAUGGUUAUUAACGUUGUAUUUUUUAAUAAAAAUAAAUAAUGUUCAUUUCUUUAUGCCUGGUAAUACAAUAAUAACUAAUGAAACUUUAUUUGUUUUCUCCCAUUUUAGCCAAAAAUGAAUCCUAUCUUUUCGGUUUAAUGAUGCUGAUCUUUUUCGUGUCGUGAUAACGACAUAUCAUUUUAAGUUGUUGGUUAUGAAAUCAGUUCCUUGGGUAGGUUAAAAGUAUUUACUUUAUUAUUAGAUUGUUUUAUUUGAAUGUAUUUUAUUUUUUAUAGCAAGGAUUAUGGAAAAUGCCGCUAGACCGGAGGGGUUAUGUCGUUUUUCCUUAGCACCCAGCGUCUGUAUGAAGAAAUGUUGAAUGUCUUCUUGAAUUUUCUGUGAUUUUAGAAGUUCUUUUGUAAAAUAAAAAGCGUGUAUAUUUGUAAAUAAUUAAUUAAUAAAAUUUGUAGAGAACUGUUGACGAGUUUGUCGUUUGUCUCGUCCCUACCCAGGUUACCAAUUUUUCGUUCCAAUUUUG